This is a messenger RNA of Capsella rubella, 1825 nucleotides long. Its product is annotated as protein TIC 55, chloroplastic. Gene Ontology annotation, cellular component: chloroplast. Gene Ontology annotation, biological process: protein targeting to chloroplast. The record is from RefSeq and is a predicted model, not a curated record. The transcript is spliced from 3 exons. Gene Ontology annotation, molecular function: 2 iron, 2 sulfur cluster binding; chlorophyllide a oxygenase activity. Lineage: Eukaryota; Viridiplantae; Streptophyta; Magnoliopsida; Brassicales; Brassicaceae. The coding region runs from base 89 to 1717 and encodes 542 amino acids.
UGGAACGAGGUCCAACGGUUGUACAAGCAAACCUUAUUACGAUCUAUUUAGCAGAGAAGUCAUCGAUUACUUUAACAAAGACUCCGCCAUGGCUGUUCCUUUCCUAAGCUCUUCUCUUCAACUCACAGCUACUUCUCCUAUCCUCUUCACUAAAUUAACAACACCCAUAAUCCACAACCAGAGAACAACAACAUGCACCGCCCCAACGAAACCCCGAUUCCAUCUCCUCCGCCGUUCCGCCGCCCCCGGAACUGCCGUAGCUGAUCAGACAGAAGGAGGAGGAGGAGGAGGAGAGGUUCUUUUAAACCCUGAAGAAGAGAAACGUGUUGAGGUGGUUGAUUAUGAUUGGACAGAGGAGUGGUACCCUUUGUAUCUCACCAAGAAUGUUCCCGACGAUGCGCCGCUUGGCCUCACCGUGUAUGAUCGUCAAAUAGUUUUGUAUAAAGACGGUGAAGGAACACUUCGUUGUUACGAGGAUCGUUGUCCUCAUCGGUUGGCUAAGUUGUCUGAAGGACAAUUAAUUGAUGGGAGAUUGGAAUGUCUGUAUCAUGGUUGGCAAUUUGAAGGAGAUGGCAAAUGUGUCAAGAUUCCUCAGCUUCCUGCGAGUGCCAAGAUUCCAAAGGUGGCUUGUGUGAAGACGUAUGAGGUGAAGGAUUCACAAGGAGUUGUAUGGGUGUGGAUGUCAACAAAGACACCUCCAAACCCUGAAAAGCUUCCUUGGUUUGAGCAUUUUGCUAGACCGGGUUUUUUCGACAUAUCGACGACUCAUGAGCUUCCUUAUGACCAUUCCAUUCUUCUAGAGAAUCUGAUGGAUCCGGCUCAUGUCCCUAUUUCUCAUGAUAGAACUGACUUCACUGCUAAAAGAGAAGAUGCUCAGCCUCUGGUUUUUGAGGUCACUGAGCGGACUAACCGGGGUUUCGCAGGGACUUGGGGACGGGAGAAAGAAGGCGGUAAAGGGAGUAAUUUACUUCGGUUUGAUGCUCCAUGUGUUCUGCAGAACAAUCGAGAAUUUGAAGGGAAGGACGGUGUGAAGAAUUACUUUUCAGGGCUGUUUCUUUGUAGACCUACAGGGCAAGGGAAGUCUAUGCUUAUUGUUAGGUUUGGGGUCACGAAAAGAUCACCUUUGGUUUCAGUGUUACCUCAAUGGUUUUGGCAUCAGAACGCCUGCAAGGUAUUUGAACAAGACAUGGGGUUCCUAUCGUCUCAAAACGAGGUUCUGAUGAAGGAGAAAGUACCAACUAAGGAUUUGUAUUUAAAUCUUAAGUCAUCUGAUACAUGGGUUGCUGAGUAUAGAAAAUGGAUGGACAAAGUUGGUCAUGGGAUGCCUUAUCAUUUCGGGCAUAGGACCAUAUCUCUCCCCAAGGUUCCUCCAGUAGUGGAACACGCCCCAGCAGGGCUCAUUGCAGCUCUUUCGGCUUCUUACCCUGCAAAAGGAGGAAUAGGAACUAUGCACGCUCCCAAUUUGGCUAACCGGUACUUCAGACAUAUUAUCCAUUGUAGAAGCUGCAGCAAAGUAAUCAAAUCUUUUGAGCUCUGGAAAAAUAUCCUCUCUGCCACGGCACUGGUUUUGACGACUUUGGCCAUUCUUGUGGUUAGUAGACAGUGGAAGGCUGUCCUGUUAGGUUCAGCAGCGUUGUGUUCAGCCGUGGCUUAUGCUUGCUUAAGAGCUAUAGAACUAAACACCAAUAACUUCAUUAGAACACACAGAAGAUUAUGAAAAUGCAUAUUGUGAUGUCUCCUCUUCUUCCAACAUCAUGUAUUCCAUGGAAUACCAUUUUGCUUGUAAACGCAAUUAUAAUUCAAAGGUUCCUGUGUUUGUCAUAAA